Messenger RNA from Coregonus sp. 'balchen', 1547 nucleotides. Lineage: Eukaryota; Metazoa; Chordata; Actinopteri; Salmoniformes; Salmonidae. The record is from the annotation of a GenBank genome assembly.
GGGCAGUUGAGGGGGAAACGGCAGCAAGUCGGGCUGAGAAUCUGUGUGAGAGAGAAGGAGAUGCAGGACGUAAGACAGGCGGUGAUGUCCCAUUCAGUGAGUAUUUAAGAACCGUAUGUACAUUUAUUUUGAAGAAAGUUACGUAUAUUUCCUAAACUAAAACCAGGGAGGAGCCUAAAACCACUGGGACACACUAUAGGGAACAGACAGAUUGUCUGGGGUCUAGACAUAGAGAAUGAUAGAGGCCCCUAGUGGCCAAAAGGCUGUAUUAGCAUGGGCAGCGCCAUUGGAGGACUUCCACCAUUUUAAUGUAGUCAACUGGGUGGGACUUCCAACUUCAUUGGCUGAUCCCUCCUGGUGACCUUGUUGGAGUCAUGUGAGGAAGAAAAUGCACUACUUCAAAAUGGAGAUCGCCUCCAUAGCACUGCCCAUGCUGUCACAGACGCUUUAGUGACACAGAUGCAAAGAGGAGUCCUCUAUCUAUCUCUAUGGGUCUAGGUGAGAGCAGAGUGAAUGUGCUGGUUAAAAUGGCCCCCCUUCCUUAUCUAUUAUUCUCUCGUAAAAGCUUUCUGCUCAGGCAGCAGUGGAGCACUGUGAGCUGGUCUUUGAUGAGCUGAUCCACUCCAUUGAGAGAAGGCGCUGUGAGGUGAAGGAGCUGAUCAGCGUCCAACAGAGGGUGUCAGUAAGCCAGGCUGAAGGACUCCUGGAGCGACUGGAGCAGGAGAUGGCUGAGCUGAAGAGGAGAGAUAAGGAGCUGGAGCAGCUCGCACACACUGAGGAUAACAUUCAUUUCCUCAAGGUGACAUUACUCUUUCAAUCCACAGUGGCAGGGUGGUGUUCAGAGCUAGGCACGAAACUACCUGAGCUUGUUCAAUAAGAAAGUUUAUUUUUGUUUCAUAAUAUGUUCCCCGUUUGUGCCUAUCGAACAUGACCCAGGGUUCCUUACUUCUUCAAAACGUAUAACCUCUGAGCUCCAGAAUUCGUCAUAUUUUCUUAUCGUCUAUUCUUUCUCUCACUCUCUCUCGCUCUCUCUCACUCUCUCUCUCGCUCUCUCUUUCGCUCUAGACUUUCCAGUCUCUUUGUGUGGCUCCUGGAUCUGAGCUCUUACCCUCUAUCACUGCCAACCAACACUUCUCCUUUGAGGAAGUGAAGAGUUCCAUCACUGGAAUGAUGGAGCGACUGGAGGAUGUAUUGAAGGAGGAAAUGGCUGAGAUACCUGGAAAAGGUAAAUGUUACAGAUAUAGUGAAGAUAAAAUAUUUGGUUAACUUUCUGUUAAAUGCUUCUUGAUUAUAAAUUAAUAAAUCCAUUUGUCUGCUUACCCUGUAUAGUAAUGGCUGUCUAUGUCGUCAGCCCAAGACCAGAAUGUGAGUAAUACACACACGUUAUGAGUGAAUAUUUCAUCUUGGUUUAAUUUUGUAGAUAUUUGUCUUGAAUGCUUCUUAAUUAAACAUGAAUUAAUCAAUGUAUCUCCCUACUCUAUAUAGUAACUGCUGCCGCUGAAGUGCAUUUUCAUAAUGUGCCCAAGACCAGAGAGGAGUUCCUGGAG